UGUCCAUUGCUUUAUUUCUUAGCCUGGUAUCUAGACGCAAAAUUUCCGCGCGUUCGUCGGUGAAAGUUCACAACUCAAAGAAGGGUGGCGGGAGCUGUUGUCAGUCCUGCUCUGUUGUGAGGAAGUGCCAUUGUUAGGCGUUUAGAAGUUAGAAACGCAGAAGCCACUGAUAAGUUUUCGUGGCAGAUUUCACGGAAGGAUUGCUUCUACAACUGGCUUGCAGGCAUGGAUCAUAAACGACACAACGGCAGCCGUCUCAUGGGUGGUCCAUCCCAGGCCAAACGGGGUAAAACGAUGGGUGAAUGGGAGGACAGUCCUUCGCAGUUUGAAGAGGAGUUGUCCAUGUUUGAAGAAGCAGACUUGGAUGCAGAGGAGAUGGAGGGGCAGGCAGGACACGAUGUUAUUCCAGUAGGUGACCUUUUCUCAGCAGACCUAAACCCUCGCUGGCGACGUCCUACUGCCCCCUCACUGGACCCAUCAUCUGAUAUUCUGGUGUUCCAGCAGAUUGAUCUGGACUACUAUUUGGGGGAAACGGUAGCGGGCAUGCCCGGUCAGUCGCAAGGAAAAGUGCCAAUCAUUCGGAUGUUUGGUGUAACAGACAAUGGCAACAGCGUGUGCUGCCAUGUUCACGGCUUUGCCCCUUACUUCUAUGUUCCUGCUCCAAAUGGGUUCACAUCUGCUCACCUGGUGGAAUUUCAAAAGGAGCUGAACUCUGCUGUCCUUAAGGACAUGCGCUCCAAUAAGGACAAUAUCUCAGUCACAGUGUUGGCUGUGGACAUCACCCGCAAAGAGAGCAUGUAUGGUUACCAUGGGAAACGCAUUAUCGAUUUCUUGCGGAUAACCAUGGCGAUGCCUCGUCUCAUCGCCCCUGCAAAGAGACUGCUGGAACAGGGCUUUAAGUUUUCCCAUUUCCCUACCAGCAAUUACCAAUCCUAUGAGGCCAACAUAGACUUUGAAAUCAGGUUUAUGGUGGACAGCGACGUGGUGGGUUGCUGUUGGAUUGAGCUCCCAAAAGGGAAGUACAGAGUGCGUGAAGAGAAGAGCACAGAUAACAGCAGUUCUCAGUCCCCAAGCAAGGCCUCCUUGUGUCAGUAUGAGGUGGAUGUGGGAUGGAUGGAUCUGAUAAGUCACCCUGCAGAGGGAGAGUGGCAGAGGAUUGCACCGCUCAGAGUCCUCAGCUUUGACAUAGAGUGCGCAGGAAGAAAAGGAAUCUUCCCAGAGCCGGACAAAGAUCCUGUGAUUCAAAUUGCAUCUAUGGUGCAGCGUCAGGGUGAGACGGAGCCCUUCAUUCGCACAGUCUUCACCCUGCAGUCCUGCGCCAGCAUCGUUGGCUCUCAGAUACUGUGCUUCACACAAGAGACAAAGUUACUGCAGAGCUGGGCUGAGUUUUUGAGGACUGUGGAUCCGGACAUUAUUACUGGCUACAACAUCCAAAACUUUGACUUUCCCUACUUGCUCAACAGGGCAGCUGCUUUGAAGGUGAAUUAUUUUCCGUACUUGGGCCGAGUGCGAGGCAUCAAAUCAGUUUUGAAAGACUUGAAUUUUCAGAGCAAGCAGAUGGGCCGCAGAGAAAACAAGACCAUUAACAUGGAGGGCCGUGUUCAGUUUGACCUGCUCCAGGUUCUUCUCAGGGAUUAUAAGUUGCGCUCAUACACACUGAACGCUGUGAGUUUCCACUUUUUGCAAGAGCAGAAGGAGGACGUGCAGCACUCAAUCAUCACUGAUUUGCAGAAUGGAAAUGAGCAGACGCGCCGUCGUUUGGCAGUCUACUGCCUGAAAGACGCCUAUCUCCCCCUGCGCCUGCUGCAGAAGCUAAUGUGUGUGAUUAACUACAUGGAGAUGGCCAGAGUGACCGGCGUGCCUCUCACGUACCUGCUCUCACGAGGCCAGCAGAUCAAAGUGGUCUCUCAGCUGCUGCGACAGGCCAUGAAACAGGAUCUGGUAAUGCCUGUUGUAAAGACAGAAGGAGGCGAGGACUACACUGGAGCUACUGUCAUCGAGCCAGAGAAAGGGAAAUAUACCUAUGAUUGUGUCAGUCCACUGUUGUCCACACGUGUUACAUGUGCAGUCUUGUCAUGUCAUUUUCUACCCUGCUCUCUUCUGUGUAGAUAUUACAGCCUUCCCAUUGCCACAUUGGAUUUCUCCUCCUUGUAUCCGUCCAUCAUGAUGGCUCACAAUCUGUGCUACACCACUCUGCUGCAGAAGGGCUCAGUGGAUAAACUGGGCCUGGCUCCCGAGGACUUCAUUAAGACUCCAACAGGCGAUCUCUUUGUGAAGAGUUCUCUAAGAAAGGGACUUCUCCCAGAGAUCCUGGAAAACCUGCUGUCUGCCCGAAAGAGGGCCAAAGCGGAGCUAAAAAAGGAAACCGACCCCUUCAAGAAGCAGGUGCUGGACGGCCGACAGCUGGCCCUCAAAAUCAGCGCGAACUCUGUGUAUGGCUUCACGGGGGCCCAAGUGGGCAAACUGCCCUGCCUAGAGAUCUCACAGAGUGUCACCGGUUUUGGAAGACAGAUGAUUGAGCAAACCAAGCAGCUGGUGGAGUCUAAGUACACACUUUCCAAUGGCUACCAGGCUGACGCCAAGGUAAUUUAUGGAGACACGGACUCUGUCAUGGUAAAGCUUGGAGUUGCAACAGUAAAAGAGGCCAUGGAUAUCGGGAGAGAGGCGGCCGAGUGGGUAUCAUCCCAUUUUACACCACCCAUCAAACUGGAGUUUGAGAAGGUGUACUACCCGUAUCUGCUGAUCAAUAAGAAGCGCUACGCAGGCCUGUAUUUCUCCUCCAGUGCAAGCACGCAUGACAAAAUGGACUGCAAAGGAAUUGAGACCGUCCGCAGAGACAACUGCCCUCUGGUGGCUAACCUCAUCAACACCUGUCUGCAGAAAAUCCUCAUUGACAGGGAUCCCCAGGGGGCCGUGGAACACGCCAAAGAGGUGAUCUCAGACCUGCUCUGCAAUCGCAUCGACAUCAGCCAACUGGUCAUCACCAAGGAGCUAACGCGCACUGCCCAGGAGUACGCUGGCAAGCAGGCGCAUGUGGAGCUAGCAGAGAGGAUGAGGAAAAGAGAUGCAGGUAGCGCCCCCAACCUGGGAGACCGAGUCCCGUAUGUCAUCAUCAAGGCUGCGAAGGGAGCAGCGGCAUACAUGAAGUCAGAGGACCCCAUCUACGUGCUGGAGAACAACAUUCCCAUUGACACACAAUACUACCUGGAGCAGCAGCUGUCCAAACCUCUGCUGAGAAUAUUUGAGCCCAUCCUGGGAGAGAGCAAAGCAGAGAGCAUCCUGCUCAAGGGCGACCACACACGCUGUAAAACUGUGUUAACCUCAAAGGUUGGAGGCCUCAUGGCGUUUGCUCAGAAGAGAAGCACCUGUAUUGGCUGCAAAGCUGUGCUCAAGACAGACGCGGCCGUGUGUGAUUUCUGCAAGAAGAAAGAGUCUGAGCUGUACCAAAAAGAGAUCUUUCACCUGAAUACACUGGAGGAGCGUUUCUCUCGCCUGUGGACUCAGUGUCAACGCUGUCAAGGCUCACUCCAUGAAGAUGUGCUGUGCACCAGCCGGGAUUGUCCGAUCUUCUACAUGAGGAAAAAGGUUCAGAAAGACCUGGACGACCAGAGCAAGCUGGUGUCUCGUUUCGGAUGGUGAGGGAGACGCUAGUAUGCUGCAAUCGCUCAUGUGCCUAAUUUCAGACGACCUCUAUUUUCUGUCUUUUGUAUAAAAAAAAAAAAAGAAAAAGAAAA
Molecule: messenger RNA, 3734 nt
Organism: Oreochromis niloticus (Nile tilapia)
Lineage: Eukaryota; Metazoa; Chordata; Actinopteri; Cichliformes; Cichlidae
Gene: pold1
Product: polymerase (DNA directed), delta 1, catalytic subunit
Biological process (GO): nucleotide-excision repair, DNA gap filling; DNA-templated DNA replication; base-excision repair, gap-filling
Cellular component (GO): delta DNA polymerase complex
Molecular function (GO): DNA-directed DNA polymerase activity; nucleotide binding; 3'-5'-DNA exonuclease activity
Source: RefSeq, a predicted model, not a curated record